Messenger RNA from Monoraphidium neglectum, 426 nucleotides. RefSeq lists its product as hypothetical. The coding region runs from base 1 to 426 and encodes 141 amino acids. Lineage: Eukaryota; Viridiplantae; Chlorophyta; Chlorophyceae; Sphaeropleales; Selenastraceae. The transcript has 2 exons. The record is from RefSeq and is a predicted model, not a curated record.
AUGCCGCGCUUUCCGCCACCCCAGGAGUGGGUGGCGCUGGUCGCCAACGCCGAGUUCUUCUGCAACGACGUCCAAAAUGAGUCACUGGCCGAGCAGCUGCGCGAGAAGGCGCGCUACUUCCGGGAGCAGGGCAAGGAGCAGGACUUCUUCCUGGUGCCCAACCCCAAGUGGCUGGACGCCAAGUACCCGGCGCAGGGCAAGCAGGUCCGCCGCCCCUGCCUGGCCCUGGUGUCGACCGACACCACCUGGAUCACCUUCAUGAAGCUGCGCCUGGACCGCGUGCUGAAGAUCGAGCUGGUGGGGCUCACCACCGAGGAGGUGCUGGAGGCCGGCGAGGCGCUGCCCGAGUUCAAGCGGCCCGAGAUCAAGACCUCCCCGUACCCCUGGUACAGCGCCGGCUGGUGGGAGAAGUUCUACCCCAACUAG